This is a messenger RNA of Meriones unguiculatus (Mongolian gerbil), 1079 nucleotides long. RefSeq names its product reprimo like (gene Rprml). The transcript has a single exon. The record is from RefSeq and is a predicted model, not a curated record. Lineage: Eukaryota; Metazoa; Chordata; Mammalia; Rodentia; Muridae. Bases 278 to 631 code for a protein of 117 amino acids.
GCGGCGCGGCGGGCGUGGAGCUCCGUGGGCGACGGCCACGCACGGUUGGCUCUCUCUAGCUCGCGCGCCGCCUGUUGCUCUGUGCUCCGGGCCGGCCGGCCGUUUCCCGCCGGGGAGGUGGGCGGACCGCGAGUGCCAGCGCGUGGGACGCCUCCCGCCCUUCCUCUCCUCCCGGCGCAAGGCGAUCCAGGGGUCCCCGGGCGUCCCCGACAGCGCGGACGCCGCCAGCUCCCGGCGCGUCCCGGCUGCGCGCUCAGACCCCGGGCGCCGCGCCGCGAUGAACGUGAGCUUCCUGAACCACAGCGGCCUGGAAGAGUUGGGUGGUGACGCCCGAGCCGCCCUGGGAAACCGCAGCCACGGGCUGGGCACGUGGCUAGACUGCUGCCCCGGGGGCGCACCGCUGACGGCCAACGACGGGGUCCCCGCGGGACUGGCGCCGGACGAACGCAGCCUGUGGGUGUCGCGCGUGGCGCAGAUCGCCGUGCUCUGCGUGCUGUCGCUCACCGUGGUCUUCGGCGUCUUCUUCCUGGGCUGCAACCUGCUCAUCAAGUCCGAGAGCAUGAUCAACUUUCUGAUGCAGGAGCGCAGGCCCUCCAAGGACGUGGGCGCCGCCAUCCUGGGACUGUACUGAGCGCCGGCCGCCCUCGCCAGGGUCGCGGCGCCCCACCGCAAGGAAGGGGACCGCAGAGCCCCCUCUUGCUCACGCCUGCGGUCAGCGACGUGCCUCGCACCACCCCGGGGACUUGGCGGCGGCGGUGUGAGAAGGGACCCGUCAUGUCAGACUGUCCAGUGCGCGCUCCAGCCGGGGACACAGGGUUCUUCACGGGUUUUUGUUUGUUUGUUUUUUUUUUUUUUUACAAAGAGAAGUUCGGAGCAGGGCGGGAGGCAGGAAGAGGGAGAUGCCAUGUGGGGCUUGGGUUUUUCUCGCGUGUGGAUUUUCGGGCGUGUUGGUGGGGCUGGUUCCAAGGAGGGUGUACAGGGAAAAGGUGAAAAAAAAAUCACUGAGAUUUUGCAUUUGAUUUCGCAUUGCAUCUGAAAAGAAAUUUUGUAAUAAAACCGUAGCCGUCGGCUUCCUGAUA